Messenger RNA from Toxorhynchites rutilus septentrionalis, 515 nucleotides. It is a transcript of the gene Sumo, whose product is annotated as small ubiquitin-related modifier 3. Gene Ontology annotation, cellular component: nucleus. Gene Ontology annotation, molecular function: ubiquitin-like protein ligase binding; protein tag activity. The record is from RefSeq and is a predicted model, not a curated record. Lineage: Eukaryota; Metazoa; Arthropoda; Insecta; Diptera; Culicidae. The transcript has 3 exons. Bases 149 to 436 code for a protein of 95 amino acids. Gene Ontology annotation, biological process: protein sumoylation.
CUUCAACUAUCUAUUCAGCAGCCAUCAUUUGACUCGAUCGGGCGAAAAAGUUUGCAGUGAAUUAAAACGUGCAAGUCUAGCCGCAACUUUUUGCAUUUCAAACGUUUAAUAGAGUUGUUGUAAUCUUAACCUACACAAGAUAGUGAAAAUGUCUGAAGAAAAGAAGGACGCCAAGGGUUCUGAAUCGGAGCAUAUCAAUUUGAAAGUAUUAGGACAGGACAAUGCCGUUGUACAAUUCAAGAUAAAGAAACACACACCCCUCCGGAAGUUAAUGAACGCUUAUUGUGACCGAGCGGGUUUGUCAAUGCAGGUCGUGAGAUUCCGUUUUGAUGGCCAGCCUAUCAAUGAAAAUGACACACCAACAACGCUGGAGAUGGAGGAAGGGGAUACAAUCGAAGUUUACCAGCAACAGACAGGCGGAAAAAAUUGUUUUUAAAAUUAACUUUAAAUGCGUGUAAAAAUAACAAAAAGAAAACAAAAAUAUAAUUCCGUAAACUAUUCGCUCAUGAUCUUAA